UAAAUGCAUACACUUUUCGAUGCUUUGGAACGCAGUUGCUCGAGUGCAGUGAGUGCGUAUUGUGGGAGGUAACGCCUCGGUGCGAUCCUCCCCGAAAGGAAAAAACCGAAAAGUGGUGUUAGUUGUCGAAGAUGGAGAGUCGCGUGCUUAGCGGACCCACGCCGGAAGAGACGACAGCGGCGGUAACCACAAGCUGUGGUAUCGGGACACCCUCUCCAGUGGCAACGGCACCGAUCAACGCGGUUCCCGGCGUCGCUGGUGCCGGCGCUCUCACUUCGGCCACUUGUUCCACACAGAAUCCUGUGGUCGUGGUGGCAAGCCCUCCAACCAAGCAUCAGCAGCCUGCCGCUGUGCUGUCCACUAUCCCUACUGUCCCUACUGUCCCAACCGUUUCCGCUGUCACCGCGGUUACCGCUGCUGUGCCGAAGAUACUCAGCAGAAACGUCAAUGGCACGCUGGUACAGACGUCCGUACCUCAGAAUGAAGCGGAACUACAACUAUACAGGGUGAUGCAACGUGCAUCUCUGUUGAGCUACUAUGACACUCUUUUAGAAAUGGGUGGUGACGACGUACAACAAUUAUGUGAUGCUGGAGAAGAGGAAUUUCUAGAAAUUAUGGCGCUCGUUGGUAUGGCAAGCAAGCCCCUUCAUGUCAGAAGACUUCAGAAAGCUCUUCAGGAAUGGCUUACAAAUCCUUCACUUUUUCAAACACCAGUCGUACCGACAACUACAUGUAAAACUCCCGCUGGUAUAGGAUUCCCCUGCGUCAGUCCUAGGCCGCAAGUGCAAAAUCUACAAGGUUUCACAACCACCUCGCAAACGCCAACUCCUACACCUUAUGUCUCGUCACAUGUAUCCUUAACACCGUUACCAUGCAGAAGUACCAGCCCUAUCGUGUCUGUUACAAGUGUAACAGCACCAGUCGCCUCGACAACAUUUCGACAAAGUCCAAGUCCCAAUACACCUUUACCUUAUGCUACUUCUCACAGUCCUGGCGUACUGCAGGUAGGAACAUGUGAGUCAUCCUGUGGCAGUGGUGCAACACCAAGUCCUAGCGGUGGUGGUGGUGCACCUGCAAGUCCAACUCAACCCACCCCAACACUUCUGCAAUCCCAAAUACAAAGACUUGCAGAAGCAGCUGAAAGACUUGCUACCACCAUACGACCUGUCGAUCCGAAACCUCAUAAUGUUAAGAAAAAAAUUUGCAAAAAUUUAGAGAUGGUAAUGGCUAUGCCUGAUAGUGAUCCACAUAGAAUGGAAGAAAUUCGAAAAUACGCAGCAAUUUAUGGAAGGUUUGACUGUAAGAGGAAACCGGAGAAGCCAUUGACAUUGCACGAAGUGUCAGUAAAUGAGGCUGCUGCACAAAUUUGCAGGUUCGUACCUGCCCUUCUUACUAGAAGAGAUGAACUUUUUCCUUUGGCCCGCCGUGUUGUGAGAGAUUCUGGGUAUCAUUAUUCAAAAAAUCAUUACUUAUCCGUGUCGAGGCCACGUGAAAAUGGCGAAGAAAACGAAGCCGAGCGAACAAAACGACAAAAGCUCGAGCUUGAGGGUGAGAAUGAAGAUGCGACGCAGGAGGAGUUGGAUUUACGUUGUCCCGAAAUGGAUAUAAAUAACUCGACAAUCAGAAGACAUAGAUCUUCAAGUCCAGUUUGGAGGAAGAAGAAUAACAAUGGUAUGUUCAGUGCGAGUAUCGAAGAGAUUAGUGACUCUGAUAGUCAGCUUUCAUUUUCAAAUGAAGAAUCAUCAUCGAUACACGACACUAAUGAAGUUGAAGCAGAUAAUACAGAUAAAGAAAGUGAUUUCAAUCUUAAGGUAAUAGCUUCACGGGGAGACAAUAUAAUUGCAGUAGCAAAUCCUGCAUUAAUGGAAUGUAGUCAUCCUAUAAAAGAAGAACCAACGGACGAAAAACCAACGCUGUGA
Molecule: messenger RNA, 1919 nt
Organism: Eufriesea mexicana
Lineage: Eukaryota; Metazoa; Arthropoda; Insecta; Hymenoptera; Apidae
Gene: nab
Product: NGFI-A-binding protein homolog
Exons: 11
Coding region: 132-1919 (595 amino acids)
Biological process (GO): negative regulation of DNA-templated transcription
Cellular component (GO): nucleus
Molecular function (GO): transcription factor binding; transcription coregulator activity
Source: RefSeq, a predicted model, not a curated record